Molecule: messenger RNA, 537 nt
Organism: Balearica regulorum gibbericeps (East African grey crowned-crane)
Lineage: Eukaryota; Metazoa; Chordata; Aves; Gruiformes; Gruidae
Source: RefSeq, a predicted model, not a curated record
AUGAGGAAGGAAACAGGCAUGUAUAUAUCUAAGGCGGCGUUAAAGCAUAAUUUUAACCCCCAUGAGACUCCAAAGGACACAUACCUACUAUGCAAACUGCAGUGGGGUGAGACUGGCACACCUUGGAUACACUGGGUCAGAAAUGAGCGUUACCACCAUGCUGAAAGCUACUUCUUGGAGAAGAUCUUUAAGAUGAGAAGAUCCAGUAAUUAUGUCAAGUGUAACAUCACCUGGUACUUGUCCUGGAGCCCUUGUGCAGACUGCUGCCAUAAAAUACUGAAUUUCUUGAAGAGGCACUCAAAUGUAAACAUAGAUAUAUAUGUAGCGCGGCUUUAUUACAUAGAAGAUGAAGAAAUCCGCCAAUGUCUGAAGAACCUUGUGAGCUUGGCGGAAGUAACCAUUGCUGUCAUGAAAAUUGAAGACUAUAUUUACUGUCAGAAAAAGUUUAUCCAAGGAGGUGACGAUGAUGAUUCCUGGACUGUCAGCUUUCAGCCAGAGAUAAGUAAGAAUCGUUUGAAGCUCAAGGACGUCUUUGAG